AUGAUCAUUAUAGAAAGCCAGAGAGAAAUAAGUCCAGAUCGUACUAACAUGAAAAGGCGAAGAGGAAAUAAAGAAGCCAUCUUGACUAGUGGCGACAAUGAUAUGAUUCAAAAGGACAAUUCACAUUCUCAUAUGUCCAAAAAUACAAAUGAACAACCUUUAAAUAUCUCAUCUUCAGUCAGAAAUAAUUCAUCUGAAGAUUUUUAUGGCCAACAAUCGUUGACAUCUAAUGACACUUCAUUUUCUUCAGACAGAAGCCCAAAUGAAGAUGCCGAUUUGAUUAGUGGCGAUAAUGGUAUACAAAAGGAUAAUUUACGUUUCCAUACGUCUAAAAAUACCAUAAGACAAAAUGAGCAAACUUUAAAUAUCUCGUCUUCAGUCAGAAAUAAUUUACCUAAAAGUUUUUAUGACCAACAAUCGAAUGACAUAUCUUCUUCAGACAGAAGCCCGUCACCCGAAAGUGCUCAUGAUCGGCGAUCACCAUUUCUAUUAAAUAGAAACCGUUCAAAGUCGACCAAUAUCGCAUCACCUACCUUAAUUAGAAAGAGUUCUUUUGAAGAGGAUUAUGAUCAGCAACCAUCAGCAUUAAACGCGAUUAAUACCUCAUCUUUAAUUGGCCUAUUUAAGAAUGAUCUGAAGUUUGCAUCAUUGAAUAUGAUGAAAGUGGGUGGUGGCCAGGAAUUCAUUACUCAGGGAAAGGCGGCAGAUAAAUUUAAUGCACUUUCUGAAAAGGAUCUUGGCACUUUUCAAAUGCAUUUGAAGUGUCUUUUCUUUCGCACGAGAGUCGUCAAUAAACAAGUUAUCGACGCACUAUUAAAAUCUUUAUUCCCGAAUAUUCAAAAUAGUGCGUCGGAUCGUACAGCGCUACAAAAAUGGGCUUUUUCAUGCUUUCGUGAUUAUAAUUUUUCAUUAAGACGAGAACUUAGAAAACUUGUUCCAGAAUUUAUCAGGAAAAAUAAAUUAACCAAAACAAAUCAGCCAACGACACGACAAAUUACCGAAUAUAUCACUGAAGACAACUGGACAACUUUCUUGAAACGCCAUAUGGAUGUGACAGAUGUGCAAAAAACGUUUGAAGAACAGCGUGUAAAUGUUAACAUGUUUACCGAUUUUAUAAAAUCAGCCUUUGAUCUCUUUGUUCAAGAAGAACUUUUGGACAAAGAUGUUAUCAAUGAC
This is a messenger RNA of Dentiscutata erythropus, 1176 nucleotides long. NCBI's taxonomy places the organism in Eukaryota, Fungi, Glomeromycota, Glomeromycetes, Diversisporales, Gigasporaceae. The record is from the annotation of a GenBank genome assembly.